AUGGGCAAAUCAAACACUGUAAGAGCUUCGAAGAACUCAAACAAAGCAAAUAGCAAGAGAGCAGAAGACGAGAACGUUUUGAAUACCCUGGUUCCAGGCCCAAACACGGGAGAUAACGGUAACAACGAAAUUACUAGUCAACCUUUACCUGUUGAGUCUCCACACUCAGAGGAGGAAUUAUUGUUCGAAUCAGAAGUUGAUCCGGUUCCAGGCAACUCUGUUGAGAAACCAAACGACAUCGGAACGGUGAUUGAACCAAAGACUGUAACUCUCGCCGAGAAAAGAGCGCAGAUUUUGAGUCAAGCUUUGUCGGCCCAAGAUGCAGGUUUCCAGCUAGCAGCAAAUAUCUUGUUCAAAGCGUUGUCGGAGACCGGCACGGCUGCGUUAUCCGAGACCGGACCGCUUUUGAAUCGCUUGACUGAGAUCGUGUCGUCUGAUGUGACAUCAGUGACGCCAAUCGAUAACAUAGAAUCAACCGACCGCGAUGGAGAGAGAGCGUCGUCCAACCCUCCCCCGAGUAAUUCUGGAUCUGCUCCUGGCGCAUCUGGCUCAGGCGCUAAGAAGUAG
Molecule: messenger RNA, 567 nt
Organism: Puccinia triticina
Lineage: Eukaryota; Fungi; Basidiomycota; Pucciniomycetes; Pucciniales; Pucciniaceae
Exons: 4
Coding region: 1-567 (188 amino acids)
Source: RefSeq, a predicted model, not a curated record